GCUCGCCCUGUUGGGGUGACCUGACCAGCCUCAGUCUGGAGGAACGCAUGCCUUUGCCUUUCCCUCCUCUGGGUGGAAGCUAGCGACGAAAGAGGCUGCUGCGGAGUGCGGUGUGCCUCCCUGCCCGAGUGCACAGUAAGGUCACCGUCACCUUGGAGGCUGGGGAAGUAGGGUGGCCACCCCUCUGCUUCCUGAGGGUCACCGGCUAGUCACUGGGAGUGCUUCAGGUCAUCGCCGAAGAUGGCAGAGGCUCACCAAGCCGUGGCCUUUCAGUUCACAGUCACUCCGGAAGGGAUCGACCUGCAGCUGAGCCAUGAAGCCCUGAAGCAGAUCUACCUCUCCGGACUGCACUCCUGGAAGAAGAAGUUCAUCAGAUUCAAGAACGGCAUCAUCACCGGCGUGUACCCGGCCAGUCCCUCCAGUUGGCUCAUCGUGGUGGUGGGCGUGAUGUCCACCAUGUACGCCAAGAUCGACCCCUCCCUAGGAAUCAUUGCGAAAAUCAACCGGACCCUCGACACGACUGGCUACAUGUCCAGCCAGACGAAGAACGUCGUCAGCGGCGUCCUGUUCAGCACGGGCCUCUGGGUGGCUCUCAUCGCCACCAUGCGCUACUCCCUGAAGGUGCUGCUCUCCUACCACGGCUGGAUGUUCGCCGAGCACGGCAGGAUGAGCCGCGCCACCAGGAUCUGGAUGGGUAUGGUCAAGGUCUUUUCAGGCCGGAAACCCAUGCUGUACAGCUUCCAGACCUCGCUGCCUCGACUGCCAGUCCCAGCCGUGAAAGACACCGUGAGCCGGUAUCUGGAGUCCGUGAGGCCUCUCAUGAAGGAAGACGACUUCAAACGGAUGACGGUGCUGGCGCAGGAUUUUGCUGUCAGCCUUGGACCAAAAUUACAGUGGUAUCUGAAGCUGAAGUCCUGGUGGGCUACAAAUUAUGUGAGCGACUGGUGGGAGGAGUACGUCUACCUCCGAGGACGCGGGCCGCUGAUGGUGAACAGCAACUACUACGCCAUGGAUCUGCUGUACGUUCUGCCGACGCGGAUUCAGGCGGCCAGGGCGGGCAACGCCAUCCACGCCAUCCUGCUCUACAGGCGCCAGCUGGACCGGGAGGAGCUCAAACCAAUCCGUCUUUUGGGAUCCACAAUUCCACUCUGCUCUGCUCAGUGGGAACGCAUGUUCAACACUUCUCGGAUCCCAGGAGAGGAGACAGACACCAUCCAGCACCUCAAGGACAGCAAGCACAUCGUCGUGUACCACCAGGGACGCUACUUCAAGGUCUGGCUCUACCACGACGGGAGGCUGCUGAAGCCCCGGGAGAUCGAGCAGCAGGUUCAGAGGAUUCUGGACGACCGGUCGGAGCCUCAGCCUGGGGAGGCGAAGCUGGCGGCCCUCACCGCGGGGGACAGAGUUCCCUGGGCCAGGUGCCGCCAGGCCUAUUUCGGGCGUGGGAAGAAUAAGCAGUCUCUCGACGCCGUGGAAAAGGCCGCGUUCUUCGUGACGCUAGAUGAGAGCGAACAGGGGUACCAGAAGGAAGACCCAGACACGUCGAUGGACAGCUACGCCAAGUCCCUGCUGCACGGCAGGUGCUUUGACAGGUGGUUCGACAAGUCGUUCACGUUCAUCGUCUUUAAGAACGGGAAGAUGGGCAUGAACGCGGAGCACUCCUGGGCGGACGCGCCCAUCAUCGGCCAUCUCUGGGAGUACGUCAUGGCCACGGACAGCUUUCAGCUGGGCUACGCGGAGGACGGGCACUGCAAAGGGGACACCAAUCCGAGCAUCCCGCACCCCACCAGGCUGCAGUGGGACAUCCCCGAGGAAUGCCAGGAGAUCAUAGAGACCUCCCUGAACACCGCGAGCCUUCUGGCCAACGACGUGGACUUCCACUCCUUCCCGUUCGACAGCUUCGGCAAGGCGCUGAUCAAGAGGUGCCGCACGAGCCCCGACGCGUUCGUGCAGCUCGCGCUCCAGCUGGCGCACUACAAGGACAUGGGCAAAUUCUGCCUCACGUACGAGGCCUCCAUGACCCGGCUGUUCCGAGAGGGGAGGACGGAAACCGUGCGCUCCUGCACUGCCGAGUCCUGCGACUUCGUGCUGGCCAUGGUGGACCCGGCCCAGACGGCGGAGCAGCGGCUCAGGCUGUUCAAGAUCGCGUCCGAGAAGCACCAGCUCAUGUACCGCCUCGCCAUGACUGGCGCGGGCAUCGACCGGCACCUCUUCUGCCUCUACGUCGUCUCCAAAUACCUCGGUAUGGACUCCCCUUUCCUUAAGGAGGUUUUAUCUGAGCCUUGGAGAUUAUCGACAAGCCAGACCCCACAGCAGCAGGUGGAGCUGUUUGACCUGGACCGGAACCCGGAGUACGUGUCCAGCGGAGGGGGCUUCGGACCGGUCGCCGAUGAUGGCUACGGUGUGUCCUACAUCCUCGUAGGGGACAACCUCAUCAACUUCCAUGUCUCUUCCAAGUUCUCUUGCCCCGAGACAGAUUCUCACCGUUUUGGGAAGCAUGUGAAACAAGCGAUGAAUGACAUCGUCACUUUGUUCACGCUCAAGCCCAACAUGAAAAAAUAAUUCCCUUAGAGGUGCUGGCAAGGAAACUGAACUCUUCUGACGCAAACCAAAUGAAAAAUAGGUAUUCAUCCCGGUAGUGGUUCCGGGAUGAAAAAUUGCUCUUAAAAAACUCAGAAGUUUUCAUUCCAGAAGAAGGUGGUGUCUUUGUUCUCCAAGAUCAGUCAGCGAACAGCAUAGUCCCAUCAUGUGAAGCGUAACCCUACCACUUCCAGGCUUGUCCUCACUUCGGGGACAUUUGCUAAAGUCCCUCUGAAGUCUUUGCAUCAGCUUGUAUUUAUUAAGGGGUUAACAUAAUGAACCAGUUAAGGAAUUAGUAGGGUUGUGACUUCACACACAUUGGAAAUGGAAGUGGCACCUCAGUGGUGACCAAAUACCUGGCACUUAAGGGCAUUCAGUGUCAUCAGAGCAGUAUCCACAUUGUUUUGUUAAAAGAAGAAAGCGUUGCUCAAGUUUUCGGUGUCCGCAGUUGUAGCUAACACACUUGUAAUGCACUAACUGAAAAUGCUGUGCUUUUGGAAACAGGUUUCUGUCCCCGUGGGUAACGCUGUCACCAUCAGGUCUGGUAGUCUGUCUGGACUUGCCUCUCCUUGUCUAGAGCGAGCAGGAUGCCACGUCUUUAGUUUUACUGACCUUGCAUGUCUUCAGAACCCAGUGCCUUAAACGUGGCGGGCCCUACAUAAAUGCAAGGGAGACCAGUGAAAGAUUCAUGCUGUGGAGUCUUUGGGUGGAAUGUGGGUGUACUGUUCCCUUCUCAACUUACUGAAUGGGUGGCCCUUAAACAAGCACCGGCCACCGUCCCCUCCCUCCCCCGGCUAGGCAGGGCCCCUGGAGGGCAGCUGUGCAGGACUCUUCUCAUUGCACUGCCUUCUUGUCAUCGUUAAGCAACAAAAGAAAGAACAAGCGUGUUUCCGAAGAGGGGAGCGAGGGGUAGGAUGGUUCGACGUUCACGUGUCUGGAGAAUUCACCCAAGAAUACCACGCAAUACGUGCCUCGGGGUUACUGCUCGGCCCAGCUGGCAGGAAGCGGAGCGGUUCUUGGGGAGGGGAAGGGCAGCCCCGCCUCGGCCAGGAGGGCUCAGCUCCCCGACACCGACACCGGCGGUGAGAGAGAAGACCCCCCUCCCCGUCUCCAGAGGAGCUGGAGGGAGAUGGGAACAGUGUGCCGGGUCGCCCUGGUGACCAGUGUCGCCAGUGACGGCGCUCGGUUGACAACCUAUACUGAAGAUAGGAGUGCCUUUGCCGAAAGCGUCCGGUUGACCACAAGGCAGUCCGCGCUGAGUCGCCGUCAGUAUUUCAUGUGAGAGUGGAGCGUCACCGAAUGAGAUUCCCACUGCCUCCGGCCGUCCCGGCGAGCUUAGCUGCUGUUUGAAUCAUGUGUUUAUUUUCCGACCACUUCGUUCCAUGCCUGGGCCUGCCUCCUCCAGAGUCCUGCGCCGCUGCGAUCUACAAAGUCGAGGGCUGACCUGCUGGAUAGAUGGAACACGCUUGCUGAAGGGCACGUGUGUGUUUUCUGUGUGUAUAUUUUGUAACGUAAACGAUUCCAUUUCAAUGGGCCAAAGAUUUUUGUUUUCUCUUAAAAGCAAGAAGAAAUGAAAACAAAAGACAAACAAACAAACAAAAAAAAGCAAAAAAAAAACCCAAUAGUAACAAAACGCCCGAUCAUCUGUGGUAUGCAACCCACACGGGUUUGGGGGGAAAUAGCCCCUCUGCCCAAGGCAAGGGCAGCUUCCAGUCACAAGCCGACAGCGGCGGCAGUCUCUGUCAGAGCCACCGGGACCACGCGCUGUCGACCAGCGAGCAGUCUGUGUUAGCGUGGUGUUCACGCAGGAAUUCACUGUAGACGUGUUAGCGCUUCAGCAUGUAUGGGUUUAUCUCUCAGGUUUUAAAUGUUUCAAGUGUAGUUGUUGCUAAUCAGUGCAGUUAUCAAUGCAAUUUUAUAUUCCUUAAAAGGAGGAAGAGUGAGUUUUUAUUGUACAUGUUGAAAGGGGGAGGUAAGAGUAUUAUGUAUUUAAUUUAAUGUGGAACAAACCAUGGUCUUACCACAGCCAUGGUUUGACUUUGUUAUCUUGGACUGUCCAUUGCAUGUAAAUACAAUAUGCUCUUUGGAUGUAAAUCUUAGAAACGCACAGUAUGAAUGUAGGUUAUCAUUUAAUAAAACAUUAAUCCCAGUCUACUACA
Molecule: messenger RNA, 4739 nt
Organism: Microcebus murinus (gray mouse lemur)
Lineage: Eukaryota; Metazoa; Chordata; Mammalia; Primates; Cheirogaleidae
Gene: CPT1A
Product: carnitine palmitoyltransferase 1A
Biological process (GO): fatty acid metabolic process; carnitine metabolic process
Cellular component (GO): mitochondrion
Molecular function (GO): carnitine O-palmitoyltransferase activity
Source: RefSeq, a predicted model, not a curated record